Molecule: messenger RNA, 4426 nt
Organism: Patella vulgata (common limpet)
Lineage: Eukaryota; Metazoa; Mollusca; Gastropoda; Patellidae
Product: dipeptidyl peptidase 9
Exons: 20
Coding region: 366-2933 (855 amino acids)
Biological process (GO): proteolysis
Molecular function (GO): dipeptidyl-peptidase activity; serine-type peptidase activity
Source: RefSeq, a predicted model, not a curated record
CCGGAAGUGACCUAUGCGCCAUGGAAUCCGUCAACAGGGAAAAGAUUUGCAAAGUUCUUUCAAGUCAGACAAACUAAACGUAGGACAUAUUCAGUCACUAUUUUGGUGAAGACCUAACAACUAAAAUACAGCCACCAAGUCUCUGUUAUUAUGCGCCCAUGCUAAUUGCACAAGAACUCAACAGUAAACGAGAAGGUUCCAAAUCCUUGGUGGAAACGCACCCACCUGGGCCGGGUUGAGUAAACUGUGAACUGUCACUUAAUUCACACAGCUGUCCGUCAUCAAAUUGAUCAAAGCAGGGCUAUAGCCACUGUCAAAGAAAGUGGCUGGUCUUCCAGUGGCUGUCACUGAAUUGUUCUGUUGCAAUGGCUUCAGAGGUAACUCUGGACGCUACUUUUGAUGGUGUGGUUGGAUCCCCAUCAAGAUCAAAUAAUGGUGGAAAAAAAACAUGGGAAGAGCUGCGAAGAUGUGUUAGAGAGUCUAGAAAAAUUCUGACGACUCUUGUGAGCACCGUUCCGUCAUCAUUUACAUUUCGGAACAUAGAAACAUCGACUGGACAUAAAACUAGAAUUUAUUUCCUUGGUGUUCCUAGUAAAGGAAGGGAAAAUACACUGUUGUAUGUAGAUGUACCAAGUGUGGAAGAAACUAAUAAUGCUAAUUUUACUCCAACAGUUUUGGACUGGAAUCAUUUGUUAGACGCAUUUCAGUCUUCUUCAGGGAUUGGACAAUUGUCUCGUGAAGAGCAGUUAAUGAGAGAAAGAAAACGAUUGGUGAUUUAUGGUAUAACAUCGUAUGAAGUAGACGAGACUGUUGGAAAAUUUCUUUUUCCAACCAAUAAUAAUCUAUACGUUUGUCAUGAUAGAGAUCCAAUGACAAGUUGUGUGGUGCCUACAUCGAUCAACAGUUAUUGUCGUGGUGCUAGAUUAGAUCCUAAAUUAUGUCCAGCUAAUACAGACUUAGUGGCAUUCAUACAUGACAAUGAUAUAUGGGUAACCCAUCUCACCAGUGGCUCAGAAAAAAGAUUGACAUUUGCACACAAGGGAACUGGACAGUUAUCAACAGAUCCUUUAAGUGCUGGUGUACCAUCCUUUGUGAUACAGGAAGAAUUUGACAGACAUACAGGUUACUGGUGGAGGCCAUCCAAACUACCCUCUACUUCAGAUGAUAUUAGUACAUAUCAGAUAUUAUAUGAAGAAGUUGAUGAAUCAGAUGUGGAUGUAUUAAAUCUAUUUGCUCCAUCAACAGAUGAUCACGGAAUAGAUGAAUAUAGAUAUCCUAGAGCAGGAACCGCAAAUGCUAAAAGUAGUCUGAAAAUAGUAGAAUUUGAGGUGGAUAAAGAUGGCAUAAUACUUGAUACUGUGAUAGAGAAUCAACUUAUAGAACCAUUAAGUAUAGUUUUACCAUGGUCCGAGUACUUAGUUAGAGCUGGCUGGACACCAUCAAGUAAUUUUGUUCAUGCACAGUUAUUAGAUAGGCAGCAACAAAGAUUAUCAUUAAUUUUAAUACCUUUACAACAUUUUACACCGGUUUUAUCAGAUGCUGAAAUGUCUAAUGGUACCUCCAACUUACCUCCAAUACAAAUACUAUACAAUGAAACUUCAGAUAUUUGGAUUAAUACACAUGAUAUUCUUCAUUUUCUUCCACAAACUGACAAUAAUUCAAUAAGUUUUAUAUGGGCUAGUGAGAAAACUAGUUUUAGACAUUUAUAUUUAAUAACAUCACAAGUAUUACAUAGAUUACCAUCUACACUAUCAGAUGUUAUUAUGGAAUUGGAGGAAAACACAGUUUCAGAAUGUCCACAGUGCCAAAUUUUAAAGGAGGUAACUCUUACCAGUGGGUCAUGGGAAGUUUUAUCAUUACCUGUAUGGGUAGAUAGUUAUAGAAAAUUAGUAUAUUUUACUGGUCUUAAAGAUACACCAUUAGAAACACAUCUAUAUUGUGUGUCAUAUGAAUCCCCGCGUGAACCUGUUAGAAUAACACAUUUAGGUUUUAGUCAUUCUGUAGCUAUGAACAUAGAUUGUACAAUGUAUAUAAGUGUAUAUAGUAGUAUACAACAAACACCAAGAGCUACUGUAAAUAGAAUACAACAUACAAAUAAAGAUAUUAAUGCACGGUGUAUAGGUAUACUAAUGGAACAUACAGUUUGUCCAGAGUUUAAAGCUCCCGAAAUUUUUGAUUUUGAUGCUACUUCCGGUAAUAAGGUGUAUGGAAUGUAUUAUAAACCACAUAAUUAUGAAGUGGGUAAAAAAUAUCCUACAGUCUUAUAUGUUUAUGGUGGACCACAGGUGCAGUUAGUUACUAAUUCUUUUAAAGGUGUAAAAUUUUUACGUCUUCAUACAUUGGCUUCCGAAGGUUAUGCUGUGAUAGUGCUAGACUGUAGAGGUUCAUCACACAGAGGAAUUAUGUUUGAAAGUAUUUUAAAGCAUAGUCUGGGAACAGUUGAAAUAGAUGAACAAGUAGAAGGAUUAUUAUGGAUUAAUUCAAAUGUAGAUUUUAUAGAUAUAACAAGAGUAGCAAUACAUGGUUGGUCUUAUGGUGGAUAUCUGUCUUUAAUGGGUUUAUCACAAAGACCAGAAAUAUUUAAGUUAGCAAUAGCAGGAGCACCAGUAGUUAGUUGGUCACUCUAUGAUACUGGUUAUACAGAAAGAUACAUGGGUUUACCUUCUACAAAUGUACAAGCUUAUAAAACUGGCUGUGUUUUAGAUUAUAUUGAGUCAUUCCCUGAUGAAGAGAAUCGAUUGUUAAUAGUUCAUGGUUUAAUAGAUGAAAAUGUUCACUUCCACCACAGUAACUAUUUAAUUAAUACAUUAGUUAGAUAUUGUAAACCUUAUAGACUACAGGUAUAUCCAAAUGAAAGACAUGGUAUUCGUAGUCAUGAAGCAAGUGAACAUUAUAAAACUAUGGUGCUAAGCUUUUUACAGAAUAAUCUGUGAUAAUCUACUAUUAAAACUAUAAUAAGUGUAGCUCAAUUAACUGGUGCUCUGCCUAUAUUAAUAACAUUUUACUUUUUAUGUUUUACACAUGUACUUGAUUUCAAUAUUUGAGAAACUUUUAGAUAUUUUCUGUGAUGAAGUAUGAACAGGUUCUUAAAUAUAUUUUAAAAUUGUGAUUGCCACUAGAAUUCCACUUCUGAAUUGAACAUUUAAAAGAAAUAAUCUUGAUUUUUGGUGCAUAUCUUGAUCGAAUAUAGCAUUCAAUUUCAUCAAGUACAUCACCCCAAACAACAACAAGCUCAGAUUUACAUGUUUCUUAGAAACAGAAUAAUAAGUGAAUUUUUGAUACUGGAUCGGCCACUGUUUUCAGUUUAGAACAAAGUUUUUAGUUUAGAACAAGAUACUUCAGUGGGAACUCAACUUGUUCAACAUUUCAGCAAUAAAGCUGCUUUAAUCUGCUGGGUUUGUUUACAAUUAUUACUAUGAUUAAUAUGCUUUACUGAGAUGGAAGUGCAUUAAAAUAAAGCUUAACUUUGUUUUGUUUAUGUUAAAAUGUUGUGAGCCAGUAUGUCUGUGUCAUGCUUUAUACAUAUGCAUGUUAAUAUCCUGUUAGUGUUGUCUUAUCCAUCAACAACCAAUAAUAAUUCCAUCUUCUAUAUUUUUGCCUAUUAUAUGUGUAUAUAUCUCGUAUUUUACUGUAUAAAGCCUUGUUUUAAACUGAUAAUACAACACCUGUGAUGAUGGUAUUCUUAACUUAAUUAAAAUCUGACAAAAAUGGUUUCAGUUUUGUUUAUGUGUUACUGAAUCAAAUUUAAAACUCUUUUGUUAUGCAUUGUGAUGUUUAAAUCUACUGCCCCAAGUGUUCUCUUAUAAUCUUAUACUCUUGCAAGACAGACUUUUCCCUACUCAGCCCUGAUAGGGUUGAAUGGAUCUGCUACUGGAAUAAAGAAUUCUCCAGAUAUUGUAGUUUUAAGUUAGAUCAAUACUUAACACUUAUUUGUUUAAGAAGUCAUUCAAUUGGAGACUAAAUAAAAAUCAUCUGUAAGAAUUAAGUGUAACUUAAUGUAUUUGGAUCAAAAUGACUCUCAGUCAUCCAACUCUACUUCUGUAUACCUUUGUGCUUACUAUCUUGGUUGUCAGCUUAUCAUUAUCUGUAAUAGAGGAAAGGAUGAAACGAAGGGUGGUAGAAGCACUAAAUGUCCGUCAAAGAUAUCAACAAUUUUUUGACAGCUAGUCAGUCGACAGCUCUGCACUGAUGAAUAAGUAUAAUACUGAUUUAUAUAUAGAGUUGCCGAUGAAGACGUAUUUAGUGAAUAUCUGACGUUCAUCUUUGUUCCGUCGUUGGUAAAAGUGUGUUUUUAUCUGACACUAGAGUCACACCAGGCAUGUUUAGAUUAUAUUGUAUCAAAGAUCUAAGACAAACGCAAUACAAGUUUUAAAUUGGCAUACAAUUCUUUUUAUGGGUACAAGAAUUAAAAAUGUAAGAAAUGGCA